Linepithema humile (Argentine ant) is the source of this 6093-nucleotide messenger RNA. NCBI's taxonomy places the organism in Eukaryota, Metazoa, Arthropoda, Insecta, Hymenoptera, Formicidae. The record is from RefSeq and is a predicted model, not a curated record.
CCAGGUAUUCGGCAUUUUUUAUACGGAUUCUUUAAUGUGACGUGCUCACGUGGCAAGCAUUUUUUGUCGAUUCGUACAAUGUUAUGUUAUUUUUAGCCGUUGAUCAAUAAUUUGUUUGUCUUUAAUUACAUUAUAAUGAUAGCAUACGGUAUUUAUUUUAUUUUCGUGUAAUAUUAUUUUAUUUACUGAUCUCGAAAGAAAUUUCGUAGACGAAACCAUAUGAGAAAAAGUGCUAGCGUGGUGCCUUUCGGUGAUAAAGUGAUUUUGGAUACGCAUUCUUAUCUUGUAUCUCGGUAUUGGUGUAUACCUGUGCAUAUGCAAAUGAAUAUUUAUAUUUAUUCAUCGUAGGUGCAAUGUUUGUAUAAAAACGAAUAUCGGAGCGAUUUGAUAUUCUACGGAGAUGCACUCAUCGAACGUAACUAGACCGAAAUAAUUGACCAGCGAGCGUGCAGAGAAACCAGACGUCGAAGAUUUUCUCUUAUUCAAGAAGCGGAGGCUCUCUAGCUGGAGCGAGCCACGACGCAGCGCAAGUGGUGACAAGAAUGCGGUGACGUUGAGAAACAACACAACCCGAAAAUAUACAUAUCCUAACAAUACAUAUUAUAUCGCGAAUUAAUAGAAUACCCAAAUCCAUAUCCAGUCUGCGACGUUUAUUAAUGCAAGACUUCUCAACGCCCUAUAUCGGAGCAAGAAACAAAUGCGACAUAUCGAUUGCCAAACGUAUCAUAAUAUUAUCAUUGACUCCGUUAUUAAAACUUGAGGAACGUCUGCUGGAUAUUAAACCGCGGCAGAUUUAAUCCAGCGAUUUACUUCGUCUCGUUUAGUGAAAUCUGUCCUAACGGCACCGAGACCGAACUUCAAAGAGCAGUCGCAUUCCAAAACGGACGAUGACGCGUGGACUAUCACGGCGAGUUAUCGAUUUUACACGUCAGUGAUUGUCAGUCAUCUCGAUUAGACUAAGGAAUAGCUGCUCUCGGAGCGAAUCUCUUUCGCAUCGUGAAAUUCUCGGCACGAUCAGCUCGCGCGAGAGGGAAAAGGACGGGGAAGACGCGUUUCCUGUGGAUCUUCUCACCUCAUACUCGAACGUUUAAUUAGCGUCCUCGAUCGCGUAGAAAGGAGGAACUAGCCGAGUCGCCCGGACCUUCGACGUCGUUCGGCGAGUGGAGGGAGGUCGAGGCGGGAGCGGGAGGAUGUUGCUGAGGUAACACGACAUUCCGAGGCCGCACGAGAAGCACGAUAAUCGCAGCGCGCGCGGCGCAGGACGCGACGGGGAAAGGAAGUGUCGAUCGCGCAGCGGACGUACGAAGGAAGGAUCGUAGAACGGUGGAUGAGCAGGAUGGGCUUCCCCAGGAGAAGGUCCUUGUGGCUGAAGGUGGCUGUGCUGGCGACCGCCGUGUGGGUGACCGUCUGUUUGCUCUACACGGAGGAUCGAGCGGCGGCGGCCGCCGUACAAGGAUUGGCGCCGUCAGGCAUCGCGGCACCGCAGCAAGCGGCGAACGGCUUUGCGCCGGCCGCGGCGGCGCCGUUUAAAAAGGAGACACCCGGUAAUCCGCUCGGCAACAGGGCGAGGAUCAACCAAGCCGGUCCGGAGCAAGAUCCCGUAGGAGGUGGCGGUGUGCUGGCUUUACCACGGGAACCGGAUGCUUCUGCGCCCGGCGAGAUGGGCAGGCCCGUGAUACUGCCGACCAACAUGUCCGCACAGACCAAGAAGCUGGUGGACGACGGCUGGCUCAAUAACGCGUUUAAUCAGUAUGCCAGCGAUCUCAUCUCUGUGCACCGGUCCUUGCCCGAUCCACGCGAUCAGUGGUGUAAGGAGUCUGGCAGAUAUUUGAAGGACCUUCCGCCCACAGCGGUAAUUAUCUGUUUCCACAACGAAGCUUGGUCCGUAUUGUUACGUACUGUGCAUUCCGUGCUGGAUAGAUCGCCGGAGAGUCUCAUACAAGAGAUCAUCCUCGUCGACGACUUCUCCGAUAUGCCCCACCUGAAGCGUCAGCUGGAGGACUAUAUGAUGAAUUAUCCGAAGGUGAGGAUCAUAAGGGCGAAUAAACGGGAGGGCCUUAUUAGGGCACGCCUGUUGGGCGCCGCGGCGGCCAAAGCUCCGGUGCUCACGUAUUUGGACAGCCAUUGCGAGUGCACGGAGGGCUGGCUGGAGCCUCUUCUGGAUCGGAUCGCACGCGAUCCGACGACGGUAGUUUGUCCGGUGAUCGAUGUUAUAGACGACACCACCCUGGAAUACCACUGGCGCGAUUCGGGCGGCGUAAAUGUCGGCGGAUUCGAUUGGAAUCUUCAGUUUAAUUGGCACGCGGUGCCGGAGAGGGAGAAAAAGAGGCACAAAAACCCGGCCGAACCUGUUUGGUCGCCAACGAUGGCCGGCGGCCUCUUUUCGAUAGAUCGAGCCUUCUUCGAGCGGAUCGGCACUUACGACAGCGGCUUCGAUAUCUGGGGUGGCGAGAAUCUUGAAUUGUCAUUUAAAACCUGGAUGUGUGGAGGUACUCUGGAAAUCGUGCCGUGCUCGCACGUGGGUCACAUCUUCAGGAAACGUUCGCCUUACAAGUGGCGCAGCGGCGUGAACGUGCUCAAGAGGAACAGCAUAAGGCUGAGCGAAGUGUGGCUGGACGAGUACGCCAAGUACUACUAUCAGAGGAUAGGUCACGACAAGGGAAACUACGGCGACGUAUCGGAGCGGAAGACUCUUAGAAAGAAACUGGGAUGCAAGUCGUUCAAGUGGUACCUGGACAACGUUUACCCGGAACUCUUCAUUCCGGGCGAAGCGGUCGCCUCAGGAGAGAUAAGGCAAAUCGCUAGCGGGAUGUGUAUAGACUCACCGGGGAAAUCCGAGGAUCUGCAUCAGCCGGUGGGGCUGUACCCCUGUCACCGUCAAGGCGGCAAUCAGUACUGGAUGCUCAGCAAGACGGGUGAAAUCCGUCGAGACGAGUCGUGCCUGGACUACAGUGGCAGCGACGUCAUCCUGUAUCCUUGCCACGGCAGUAAAGGCAACCAGCAAUGGAUCUACAAUCCUCAGACUAAUCAUAUCAGGCACGGCAGCAGCGACAAGUGUCUGGCAAUCACGGAGAGCAAGCAGCAACUGGUGAUGGAGGAAUGCUCAUCCAAUGCGCCGAGGCAGAGAUGGUCCUUCGAGAAUUACGACCCGUCGAAGCUGUGAUACCGCGCCCACUCGCGCCGUCAUUCGCACAAUCUCGGUCACGGUCCCGAGCGCGCCGGAUCCUGGCUGCCAGGGAAACGUUACUCGAUCGCUAAGACCCGCUUUGGCAGAUAAAUCCCAAAUUGUCAAGGAAAUUCCUGCGAAAUCGCUCGAGACCACUCGAAUCGAGACGAACUCCUAGACGAACUCGUCGAGAAACGAGGCAAGACGGUCUCUUUAUCGGCGAGAUCGAAAUGUGGAAAAUAACGAGGUAGAUCGCGAUGCAACGAAACUUUCGCGAGGACAAUAUUAGGGAAUUUUGUACUCGAGAAGUCGCAUUUAAUUAGCAUAAUUUCCGAGCGUCGCGUGGCGCUCCAAACGAUUACGUCUUGACUUUUAUGUUGUAGUUCUAAGUAUUAAGAAUAUUGCGAGGGAUUGGCCCGAACGGGAUCGUGGACGAACGUGAUCGUAUCGACCAUCGAGUAGCUCUCGAUCGUCACUUUCGUUCGCUGAUCGUUGGCGCUUCCACGAGGAUCAAGGAAGCGGAACGCUCGGUGCCAUCGUGGGAACGGACGCGUGCCGCGCGUCGAUCCUUGCGAGCGAAUCGUCGAUUGUAGACGAGGGAAGUAGCGAAACAUUUCCCUAUUUCUCUCUAUCGUGACGCCGGCAAUUCUCAACUGCAAAAUGUCUUCGAUGAGCCUGAACAUGUGCAAUGAUUAUCCUUUAGGAAAGUCAAGUGUGCCAAAUUUGAAUUGUAUCCCCGUAAUAAAGUAUUCCCAUCCCCGUUCUAACCGACGGCGGGCUGACUGGUGUGUUUGAAGUAGCAAACACGCAUCGCCGUCAAGGGAAAGCUUGUAGUUGCGUGUGCCGAAUGAUUUAAGGAGAUCGUAUUGAACGAUAUCUGCACAGUCGUAUGUUGACUCUCGGAGUGCGAGUUCGGAAGAAACGCGAAAAGAAUUAUAACUUCCUUAAUGCGAGUUGCGUUCCAACAACUGCGUUGCUCUCACGCAACGGCUUGCGCGUGUAAUUAAAGAUGGUUUAUCUUCAAGUUGUCUCGAAUCUCCGGUGAAAGUGUGCAAGCGAUUUUUCUCCGCUGAUAAUCCGUUAUCCAUUUCAUCGCGCAAAGACGUAUACGACAGUUUCAACCGAUCACUAAACAUCCAUUCCAAAUGUCAAAGUCAAACGACGCAGUGCGGCACACCGCCAGUCGACGAUUCGACCAUUUCGCGAUGGCAUUCGUUGAUCGCUCAUAGUCUUUUUCUCGCCACUUCUUCGAAAGUGACUCUUGCAUUCCAGAUAUACGCUGUGACGAUGAAACGAAGACGGCGACGUAACAUAAAAAAGAGAAUGUAUUUUUUUUUAGUUUCUAAGUUAGGUAUUCGAUAAAUAGUUAGGGAUGCGCAAGGAGAGAGUGACGAAACAUUCCGAAGGCACAUGGACGUUUGAUUCUGAUUGUACAUUCGUGUAAGAUACGAUGUCUUGAUGCCAGUUCAGGAUAUAAGUACCGCCUAAGUAGAUUUAAGGGAGUGUUAAGUGAAUGUGAGCAUAUGCGGGUUAUUAAUCCGCGGGAUUGUUUUCACUUCCCGCGAACUGCCGCGAACGAUUCGCAAUCGCUAAUCGGCGAUUAGUUGGAUAUGUAAAUCUGCUGACGAACACUUCACGAAAAGUACGCUUUUAUAAGGCAUGGGUCCUUUGUUAUAAUUUUAAACUACAUAUCAUUGUGCGAAUAUGAUUGAGAAUCGUGAACAGAUAAUAGUCUACGUAUAGGCUAUAAAAUAGAGAUUAAAAUUUAAAAUCAUUAAUUAGUCUUUACCUGUUAGUCACACGUUCAAAAAUUUACAAAAUGUUUUUCUUAAAAAAGUCUAAUUUAAAACUACGAAUGCGUAGUUUAAUCAUUUUUAUCCACGUGCUUCUUUUCAGAUGUUCACGUUUAAGACGCGAUUCGUGAAAAUAAUUUUUGCGUGCCAACAAAAUCGUAAAUAUCACUGCGUACGCAAAAACGUGUAAAAUUAUCAAUGAUUGUUAUUUUUUAUAAAGAUACUCAUCCGUAAUGCCAUAAUUCUACGAGUUUCAUCAUGUGAUGCAAUUUUAUACAUAUCUUUUUGUCCUCCGUUAAAUUUUAUAAAAAGAUACAUUUAAUACUCCGAAAAAAAAUGUAGCGAAGAAAAUUUGAAUUACGUACAGAUCUUUUUUGAAAAAGAAGUUUUGAAAAUGCGUACCACACAAAAUAUAUGUGCUCUAUGAAAAUUAACCGAAUAAGAUGUUUAGAAGUCGCAACGAAUAAUAAGAAAUUACGAUGGCACUUUUCGUGGACGAAAAACGAAUCGCGUAUGGAUUUGCGAUUUCUCGUGUAAAUUAAUCGAGAGUAUGUUACAACGUACGUUUAAUUGCAUAAAGGACUCCGCAAGAAUAAGGGAGAGAAACAGCGAGCUAGCGCCAGCCCGUGUACGAGUGUGUGCUUAAUUAGAUACGAUUAAUUAGCAAUUCUCAUCUUAGGACUAAUUAAGUUUUUCAAAGCCGCAACUUUGCCAAUGCGAGACGGCGAGACACAUGUCGAAUAGCUUUAGGGAGUGUGAUUUGUGAGUUGCGGAUAAUCUCACGCGAGGGAAAUCCGCCUCGGUCCCGGCCGGCGUGAAUGAAUAGCGCACGCGAGUGCGGAUCGACGCGGACGUUUAUACAGAUUAUAUAUAUGACAUUUUCUACAUUUGGUAAGGGAUGUUGCAUAUCGUAAGGGAGAGAGAGAGACGGUUGAUAGUAAUAAUAAACGUGAGCAACGCCGGAACAACGCAUGUUCCCUGCGCACGGCGCUCGUCGCGCGUUUAAUUAAUGUAAUAUCGAACGUGCCUUAUUUCGUGUAUAUAUGAAUAUUAUGAUCAUUAUUAUCAUUACUACGAACCUCUAUCAUAACGUGCAAGUAUUUGUGUUGAAUAAAUCGAUGUUGUUUUAUGUUA